AUGACUCUUGGAAAAAAUAAUAAAAUGAUGGCUCAUUUGAACCAUCGAAUGAGAGUAAUUUUUCAAGAUAGCCGAGUUUUUAUUGGAUAUUUCAAAGCUUUUGAUAAACAUAUGAAUAUCAUAUUAGUAGAUUGUGAGGAAAUUCGUAAGAUUAAAGCAAAAAAUGGUCAAAAAACAGGUGAUAGAGAGGAGAAAAGAGUUCUUGGAUUGGUUCUUCUUCGAGGUGAACAAAUUGUUUCAAUGAAUGUUGAUGGUCCACCAGCAAGAGAGGAUGAUCCACUUAAAUUUUUACGAACAGCUGGUGCACGUGGAGGACCAGGAGUGGCAAAUCCAGCUCAAAGACCUAUGGGUAUGCCGGGAGUUGUUCCACAACAACCUGUACCUGGACUUCAAGGACCUGUAAGAGGAAUGGGAGGCCCUGCCCCACCAAUAAUGCAACCACAAUUUAUACCACCCCCAAUUGGACAAUUACCACCAGGUCAAUUACAACCAGGACAAAUUCCACCAGGACAGAUUCCACCUGGUCAAUUGCCACCCGGUCAAAUACCACCAGGUCCACCACAAAAUCAAAAUUUCUAA
Molecule: messenger RNA, 579 nt
Organism: Strongyloides ratti
Lineage: Eukaryota; Metazoa; Nematoda; Chromadorea; Rhabditida; Strongyloididae
Product: Small nuclear ribonucleoprotein-associated protein B
Exons: 3
Coding region: 1-579 (192 amino acids)
Biological process (GO): mRNA splicing, via spliceosome
Cellular component (GO): U2-type prespliceosome; U5 snRNP; U2 snRNP
Molecular function (GO): RNA binding
Source: RefSeq, a predicted model, not a curated record